GGCACCGAGUCGUCUGGCAAGACUGCGGGCACCGAGUCGUCUGGCAAGACUGCGGGCACCGAGUCGUCUGGCAAGACUGCGGGCACCGAGUCAACUGGCGGAACAGCGGGCACCGAGUCGUCUGGCAAGACAGUGGGCUCCGAGUCAACAGGCACGACAGUGGGCACCGGGUCAUCAGGUAUCGGAUUGUCUGGCUCGACAGCGGGCAUCGGGUCACCAGGCAUCAGGUCAUUUGGCUUGCCAGCGGGCACCGCGUCAUCUGGCAAGGCAGUGGGCACCGGGUCACCAGGUAUGACAGCGGGCUCUGAGUCAAUUGGCACGACAGCGGGCACUGGAUCAGGUACCGGAUCAUCUGGAUCAACAGCGGGCAUCGAGUCAACUGGC
Molecule: messenger RNA, 384 nt
Organism: Staurois parvus
Lineage: Eukaryota; Metazoa; Chordata; Amphibia; Anura; Ranidae
Source: the annotation of a GenBank genome assembly